Molecule: messenger RNA, 972 nt
Organism: Camelina sativa (false flax)
Lineage: Eukaryota; Viridiplantae; Streptophyta; Magnoliopsida; Brassicales; Brassicaceae
Product: homeobox-leucine zipper protein HDG11-like
Source: RefSeq, a predicted model, not a curated record
UAAGUUUUAUUUAACGGCUGGUUUUGAAAAUGGAGAGCAAGAGCUUUAUUGGGCAUCUCCAUUGGAGAGAUUUAGCAAGAGCUCUUGUUGUAAAUUUGAUUAAAAAUAAAUUAUAAUUGAUGAAAAAAAUAAGAGACAACUCUUAUUAAGACUCGUCUCUGGUUGUGUACGUGUCAAGUAGAGUUGAUGUACUGUAGUUUUUAAUAUAAAAAGAAGAUUUUUUUUUCCCCUUCUUUCUCUUCUUUGUCUCUCUUUCGCAAUACUCUCUGAAGCACAAAACAGGAGAGGUUUUUUUGACAAAAUCUGAGGAGAAUGAUUCGAUAUGUGAGAUUGUUGGACUGUUAUAUUAUCAUCUCUACUGAAAAUUGAAAGCUGACAAGAAGAUUAAGAUCGAAAUCAAUGACCUACAUGUUCAAGUACGACAAUGUUCACGGUCAAUGGAAGCACAAUGAACUCAAGAUCAAAAGCCAAUCACUGUUUUCGGCAUCAGGAACCGUGAGGGUAUCCCAUGGGCAGAUAAUAGCCAUUAGAGAAGCUCUCAAGCCUGUUAUAUGCCCUAACUGUGGUGGUCCUCCUGUUAGUGAAGAUCCUUACUUUGAUGAACAAAGCUUCGGAUUGAAAAUGCACAUCUUAGAGAAGAGGCUUGGCUGCACUAUAAGCUUCUCUGAAUGUGGCGGUAUUGAGAUAGAAGAGAACUGCGACAAAGUAAUUGACUUUUGGCUCUAAUCUUGUUUCUCUGCCUUCUCUUUCUUGGCUCAUUUUUGUUGUUUUCUUUCGGUAAUUCGGUUUAAGUGUGCAUACAGUCUCUGUUUUUUUUUUUGGUAUUCCUAUGCAUAUUCAAAGAUCUGUUAAGCUGAAUUUAUGGCUUCUCAGUACUGCAAUCUAUGUUAAAGAGAUUAUUAAGUUAGGUUUUUUCAACUUAGAUUUUUUCAAAAAUAAGAACUCCAAUUAGAGUUCUACCAUUGGAGAUGA